Messenger RNA from Triticum turgidum subsp. durum (durum wheat), 492 nucleotides. The record is from the annotation of a GenBank genome assembly. NCBI's taxonomy places the organism in Eukaryota, Viridiplantae, Streptophyta, Magnoliopsida, Poales, Poaceae.
AUGUCCCCUCCUGAGCUCCACCUCCUCCAGCCCCCGCCUGGGCUCUGCUCCUUCUUCCUUGUUGGCGCUCAACCGGACGAGGCUGAACUGCCACAAACUGCGGCAGAGGGACACGUCGAUGAGGAUGGCAAGUCGAGUGCCGAGUGCCGGGACCAAGAGAUCAUGAUCGAAGAGGAAGCGAAGAACAAGAUCGUCAUCAGAUGCUCGUCCUGCUCAACCCUGCAUGGGUGGAUGGAACGGACAAUAGCGGAGGACAUGGACAUUGCUCGUCCUGAAGAACGUCGAGGAUUUGACGCUGCUGCUUCUUACCUCUGUAGAGAUCCUGGUAUGGUGCCUCGUAACAAUGAUACUGUAAAUGGAACCGAUGCAAAGCGUAAUUAUCGUUUAUUAUAUAUGUUUGUAUUCUUGACCACAUUACUCUGCCUCUAUGUGUCUGGGUUCUGUUGGGUGUACAUAAUUAAGAUCAAAGAUGCAGAGGAUUCAUCGAUUUAG